Molecule: messenger RNA, 277 nt
Organism: Boleophthalmus pectinirostris (great blue-spotted mudskipper)
Lineage: Eukaryota; Metazoa; Chordata; Actinopteri; Gobiiformes; Gobiidae
Gene: gnrh2
Product: gonadotropin-releasing hormone 2
Exons: 3
Coding region: 1-240 (79 amino acids)
Biological process (GO): multicellular organism development
Cellular component (GO): extracellular region
Molecular function (GO): hormone activity
Source: RefSeq, a predicted model, not a curated record
AUGCUUCCGUGUCGUCUGCUGCUGGUCAUGGCGUUGCUCGUGGGCACAGGGGCGCAGCACUGGUCCCACGGCUGGUACCCGGGAGGAAAGAGGGAACUGGACCCGUUCACCCCGGAGAUUUCUGCGGAGCUGAAGCUGUGUGAGUCUGGAGAGUGCAGUUACCUGAGGCCCCAGCGCAGAAGUGUCCUGAGGAACAUCUUUUUGGACGCCAUCACCAGAGAACUGCAGAAGAAGAAGUGACUCGUCCUCCACAUUUUUGACUCUCACUUCACCACAG